Entrophospora sp. SA101 is the source of this 390-nucleotide messenger RNA. Lineage: Eukaryota; Fungi; Glomeromycota; Glomeromycetes; Entrophosporales; Entrophosporaceae. The record is from the annotation of a GenBank genome assembly.
AUGAGUGAUUUUGAAAACACAUCUUUAAUUUCUUUUAUUUGGAAUGUUUUCACACAAGGGUCAGAAAGUAUUCUGCAUAUGCUUAAUAAUCCUAAUGUUCUGAGUUAUAAUGGAGAAAUGCACGGAUACCAACCAAAUUUAUGGAAUUUCUUAUAUUCUCCUCAUUUAUUAUUAGCAGUUUUUAUUGCAAAAUCUUCUGAAAUAUAUGCCAGCUCAUCAUCAACGAAUUUAAAAACACCUGUAUUAGAUGUAGAGUUUCAUCCACAUUUAUCUGAUACUUAUUGUGUUGUUUGCCUGGUAGAACCAAGAGUUUGUGUACUUAAACCCUGUGGCUGCUUUUCAAUAUGCGAGACGUGUCGUGAAAUGAUGGCUCAACGUAAUACAAAGUAA